AUGGCUAACAUCAAUUCUCCAAUACCUUUAUCGGACAUUGAGUCAGUUUUGGCUUGGGUCGAUACUUUUAAACUAUCACGACCCACGAAGAAAAUUAACAGGGACUUCUCUGAUGCUGGUAACGUUGGACUCAGUUUCCUUUGCAAUAAAUUAGUAGAAGUAAAAACAAAAUUUAAAGAGGCCCUAAUGUACAGAACUCAUAACAAAAGUGUUGAUUAUUUGUUAAUUCUUCUAGCAGAGAUCCUCAGUGUUCACUAUCCAAAACUGGUGGAGAUGCACAACUAUCCGCCUCGGAACAGUCACUCUUUGAAGCUCAACAAUUGGAUGACCCUGAACAGGAAAGUACUGAAGAAGCUGAAAUUGAACCUGUGCUGCAAUACAAUGGAACAACUCGCUAACUGCGCUCCAGGAAUCAUUGAAAGGGUCCUCGUCAUGGUUCGAGACAAGAUUCGUCGAGACGAGGAAUUAAACAAGUCUAUGAAGGAACAAGAACAGAACUUGUCCAGUGGUGGCAGCUACUACGAGGCUUGUGGAGACGACGAUCACGUACUGGUGGUACCAAUUAAAACAAGAGUCAAUGGUGUGCUGGAGAGCACGCAGCAAAAAGUGAUCAGUUAUGAGUCAUACUGUGUUCUCAAAGAAGAGCUGAAGGAUGCUAAGGAGGCUGCAGAAGUACUGAAACAGAAGGUUGAACACUUGGACAAUCUAUUGAAAAUAAAAGAAGAAAGAAUCGAUGAAUUGCAAAACCAGCUAGAGAGGAAACAAGCUCGGCGGAAGGAGGUGGAAAUCGUUACAAACACUCUCUCUGUACCAUUCGAUAGCGUCCCUCCAACACCAAAAAUCAUACAGGAACCCAACGUGCUACUAGUCAAAAUGAAUUCCCUUAAAAGUAUAGAUUCAAAAAGUAAGUUGGAUGACUCCAAAAUACCUAUCGCCAAAGAAUCUCUAAAACCCAUUCCUAAACAAAGCUUUACUGAAAUCAGUGUCGUCGAUAGUGAGAAAUUUACUGUUGAGACAAUAAAAUCCGAUGUCUUCAUUGAAAUGGAAGAGAGAGUUGAAGAUUAUCCAGAAGUCUUUGAAGAAUUUAAAGAUAGUGUACAAGAAAACGUCGUCAUGACAAUCGAAGAAACGAUUCAGAAAGAACUAAAGGAUAUUACUAAUAAAAUGGAGUUUACGCAAGAUUUGAACAUGAUUCUGAAUAAAAAUUGA
Molecule: messenger RNA, 1209 nt
Organism: Spodoptera exigua (beet armyworm)
Lineage: Eukaryota; Metazoa; Arthropoda; Insecta; Lepidoptera; Noctuidae
Source: the annotation of a GenBank genome assembly